AUGAAAACAGUUACUGCUGUCAUUGUGCUGCUGGCUCAGAUAUCACAUUGUUUUCCUAACUCAGAAAACUUUCAGAUCUACAAUGCUAAAAGCAACAGAUGUCUAUCGGAAAAAUUGGAAUCGCUUGUCACCUGCAACACUGACUCUCUCGGUCAGAAGUUCCGCUGGACAUCCGAGGGACGCAUAUUCAACAUUCACCUAAAAAUAUGUCUCGGUGUUGGGAGUAAGACCGAAGGUUCUAAAUUACAGUGGUACAUUUGUGACGGUACGAGCAACCUCCAGAAGUGGGAAUGUCAACGUGACAAACUGUUCGGGCUGAAAAAUGAAUCUCUGUUCAUGUCCGUUAAUGAGAGAGGGUUUAUUUGGCUGAGUCGACAAGAUACUGGAGAAAAGAGUGAAUGGACAAUAUACGGGACAAAGGACAGCAUCUGCUCUAAGACAUAUGAAGAGAUAUACACAAUUGGAGGUACCGGAUUUGGACAGCCAUGCCAUUUCCCAUUCUUUUUUGAAAAUAAGUGGUAUGCUGACUGCACAACAAAGGGAUGGCAUCAUCUAUGGUGUGCAACUGAGAGAUUCUACGAACCCAGCCAACGCUGGGGUCAUUGUCCAAUGCCCAGAUGUAGGUGUCAAGUACACUGGAAGACAAAUCCUCUGACAGGAAUACAUUAUCAGAUCAAUCAUCGGUCUGCACUUACAUGGCAUCAGGCCAGAAAGAGCUGUCUGCAGCAAGGCGCAGAUUUAAUGAGUGUCGUAGAACCUCACGAGCACACCUUUGUAGCAGGACCCACUCAACCUUUAGAUGUGAAACUGUGGACUGGUCUAAAUAGUUUGGAUCUGUCAAGUGGGUGGCAGUGGAGCAAUGGGCAACCUUUCUGCUACCUAAAAUGGGCAGCAGGGCAGCCGAGAUCUGCACCUGGAGAGCACUGUGCAGCCUUGGGCAAAUUUGGCUGGCAAAGUGAAGUUUGCUCAAAGAGGCUUGGUUACAUCUGCCAGAAAGGCAACACUUUACCCUCUGUUUCACCAGAGGUUCACAAGGGCUAUUGCAGCAGUCCUUGGAUCCCUUAUGCAGGACAUUGCUACUUCCUCUAUCGCGAGCAGAAGAAAACAUGGCUGGAGGCCAAAGCUGCUUGUCUUAAGGAUGAUGGAGACCUACUCAGCAUUCUCAACAUAGAAGAGCAAGAUUUUGUUGUUUCACAGUUUGGAUUCAGGUUGACAGAUGAACUAUGGAUUGGCCUAAAUGACCGGAAGUCUCAGUUGCUGUUUCGCUGGAGUGAUGAGUCUGAUGUCACUUUUACCAUGUGGGACCUGAAGGAACCCAGCCAUGGUGCUGGUCUAAAGAAGGACUGUGUCAUUAUUAGGGGGAAUGAGGGCAAGUGGGCAGACCAAGACUGUGAUAAGGUUUAUGGAUUUAUCUGUAAGAAAAAGGCACAUUCAAAUCCGUCCACUAAUGACACCGUGGUCUCAAACCCAGGCUGCAAACUUGGUUGGACUAGGCAUGGUUACUACUGCUACCUUGCUGGAUCAGAGACAGAAACCUUUGACAAAGCAAAACAAGCAUGUCAGAAAACCGGAUCUUACUUGGUUGAUGUACCCAGCAGAGUGGAAAAUGCAUUCCUUGUUAGUCUCGUGGGUACACGACCAGAGAAAUAUUUUUGGAUAGGGCUAUCUAACCAAGAGGAUCGCUACACUUUUAAGUGGACAAAUACAGAUGAAGUUAAAUUCACACACUUCAACACUGGAAUGCCAGGCCAGAGGCAAGGGUGUGUUGCCAUGACAACUGGAAGACUUGCUGGAUUAUGGGAUGUGCUGAGCUGCACUAACAAAGAGAAAUAUAUUUGUAAAUACCAAGCUGAGGGGGUGACAACAACAUCAGCUCCACCAACAAGUCCUGCUCCAGCCUGUGCUGAAGGCUGGGAGCCACUCAUAAACAGGGACUUCUGUUUCAAGUUAUAUGAAAGUUACUAUUCUCAUGAGAAGACUUGGUUUGAAGCUCUAGAUUACUGCAGAGCUGUUGGAGGUGACCUGCUCAGCAUCCACAGCCCUCAUGAUAGACCUGCACAAUAUCACUUUCAAUUUGAUGCAGCAUGGAUUGGCUUCAGUGCCCAGGAUCCUAAUGUUGGCUAUGUAUGGUCUGAUGGCACUUCGUCUGCAUAUGAAAACUGGGCUCCUGAACAACCAAACAAUAAAAACAAUAUGGAAUAUUGUGUUGAAGUAUACCUGGAUCCAUGGAAAUACUGGCAAUGGAAUGACAUUCAUUGUGAGAGCAAAAAACACUUGUGGGUGUGUGAGAUUCGAAAAGAGUACAAUGUUACUGAGGAUGGAUGGAUUGAAUUCAAAGGUAAUCAGUAUUAUUUUAGAGACCAUCCAUACGUUGCCAUGGAAGAUGCCCGUGCAUUCUGCAAUCAGAGACGUGCCGAUCUGGUGGUCAUCAAUGAUGAAGAAGAAAGGAUAUUCCUCUGGCAACAGUUGCGAAACUAUAGGUCAGAUUUCUAUAUUGGCUUGACAGUUGACCUAGAUUACUCCAUGCAGUGGAUGGAUGGAUCUCCAGUGGUGUUUCAGGCUUGGGAGGAAAAUGAGCCAGCCUUCAAAAACAACGAUGAAACCUGUGUUAAGAUGACACGCUCUCAGGGUGUUUGGGAGUCAUGUAAAUGUGGUGAGAAAUAUUAUUUCAUCUGUAAACGAAGUGAGGCCCCCCAUCCUCACACCACUCUAGCACCAACACAAGCCCCUAAAGGUGGUUGUGGCCUAGGAUGGAUGAAGUUCCAGGGCAAGUGUUACAAGAUUGAGUUGGACCAGAAAACAUGGGGAGAGGCGAGAGAGAGCUGCCGAGACAUGGGAGGGAACUUAAUAUCUAUUGUCAAUGAGCAACAACAAGCAUUUUUGACCACAAAGCUGCUAGGAGUACAUACAGCCCUGUGGAUUGGUUUUACCGCUCGGACCUCCGGAAGAUGGCUCUGGACAGAUGGAAGUGCUGUGAAGUUUACGAACUGGGAUUUGGGAGAAAAAGGGAAAUUUUGGGGGGCACAUUGUGCCAUCAUGUUAAGCAGGAGGGACUCUGGAAUGGGCAAAUGGAAAUCUAGGAACUGUGAGGAAACCAACGGCUUUAUUUGCAGACGGCCUUUGGAUCAUUUAAUUGAGCCAGAAACAACAGCUAUACCCCAAAGUUUCAUCAAAUUUGGAAACGACUCUUUUAAGCUGAUCCUCACUAACCAUACAUGGAAGGAGGCCAGACAACUCUGUGAGAAAGAAGGAAGUCACCUGGCCAGUAUCCGUGACCACCUUGCACAAGCCUACAUUCAACUGCAGACACAUAAAAUGAAUGAGCCAGUGUGGAUUGGACUAAACAGCAUUGAGACAGACGGUUACUUUCGUUGGAUUGAUAACUGGCAUCUGAACAUGGCCAAAUGGGGACCAGGUGAACCCAAACGCGACCACCCCUGUGUGUACGUGGAUGUGGAUGGAACAUGGAGGACUGCCCUCUGUAAUCAAACCUAUCGUAGUGUGUGCAAAAUCUCAACAGAUGUGGCCCCAACUGCACCACCCCAGUACCCUGGUCAGUGUCCUAAGGCAGAAGAGGAAGAUGACAUGACCUGGCUACCCUUCAGAGGACACUGUUAUGCAUUUGUGAACACUGAACAGACAUGGUCCAGUGCUUCUAUACAAUGCAAGAUGUGGGGAGCAUCCUUGCUCAGUAUUGAAGACACAAUGGAGGAUGAUUUUCUAAAGAAAAACUUGGAGGUUUACCGUGAUAUAUUUGCAUUUUACUGGAUUGGACUCUACAAAACCCACAGAGAUCAGUGGCUUUGGCUGGAUGACACUGUGGUGGACUACACUAACUGGGCAGAUGGAAAUCCUACAGAUAUGAAAUGCGCUGCAGUUUCUUCAUUAACUUCACAAUGGCAUUCUGAAUACUGUGAUGAGGUCCGACCAUUCAUCUGCAAAGCAGCCAGAGCUCCAGUUCCUACUCCAACAGUAUACCACCCAGACCCUGUUCCUGCUAAAGUGAGACAGGUCCAUGGCAGUGUGGUGGCUGUCUGUAUUUUUGCAGCGGUCAUACUUGCAGGAGGAGUCGGCGUUUUGGUCUACUACAGAAAAUCCAAUGGUUUUGUUCCACCCACGUUUCAGAAUCCCUUGUAUUUUACCUCAAACAACGGUAACCCAGAUGACAUUAACAAUGAUGACAACAAAUUAGUCGACCACACGGGGAUUAAUGAACGUUUAGACUGCGUUCCCACCUAA
Chanos chanos (milkfish) is the source of this 4239-nucleotide messenger RNA. Its product is annotated as macrophage mannose receptor 1-like. The transcript has 29 exons. Lineage: Eukaryota; Metazoa; Chordata; Actinopteri; Gonorynchiformes; Chanidae. The record is from RefSeq and is a predicted model, not a curated record. The coding region runs from base 1 to 4239 and encodes 1412 amino acids.